UGGUGGGUGGUGUUGUUGCUCGUGUUUCUGUGGAUUACCGAAUUUUGUAAUCCGCGAGGGUUGCAGUUAUCUGUUCCUCGCUGGAUUAAGGGUGAUAAUGUGCUUGGAGGUUUUAAAUGGACAAAUAAAGAUGCUCCCCCUUUAUCCCCUCCCCUCCCGGUUUACAGCCGGGCGACGGCUCCUUGGGCAGAGCAGGAGGGAUUCAGGCAUUCCCGAGAGUGGUGAGGUCUGGGCAGUGUCUCUGUAGUGAUCACAUUCCCUGUCUUUAAUGUGCCCAUGGUGACCAAGCUUUUGUUGUCACUAUGAGAAAGGAUUCAGGCCCUAUGGAUUGCUUGCAGCAGCAAAUUAUGAUUCUUUUUCCUUGCUGGAGUUUUUCAGUUCUGUUGAAUGUGUAAUUCCAACUAUGGCAACAAGAGUAGAAAUAAAUUCUACUUUGGCGUCUUUGACGACAGUCCCUGACCUAGCUGAGCUCAGAGCUGAGGAGAAGGCACAGCGUGUGUAUGUCAGUGUGCUUUCAGAUGCCAGCAACAAGGCAAAGGAGGCCUCAGCAUCGCUGACUAUCGAAGAAAACAAGAAAUUUGGGAAUUCCUUGAGAUCUGCAACGAUGCCCUCACUGGGAUCAAGGCCGAGACUUUUCCCAAAGCCUUUUUGUAAAGAGAAAUGCUCAGAUACUUUUGCAAAUGUCAAAGCGCCCGUCCCAGCCUUCAGAUCCAGCAGCAUGGUGAGAAAGACCACUGAGGAGACGUCCUCCGUGAAGGUGCUGAGUGGCAAUGUCCCUCCCUUAGUGGAUCAGAAAGCCAUUGACACUGAAAAUCAGACUGACAUGGUGACAAAUGUGACGUUCUACACGGGCCCCAGUGCCAACACGGUCAUUCUGUUCGAGCCAGGGGGCCCCGAGCAAGCCAAGGUCAGCCUGGACCAGGAGAAGAAAAGGGCUCAGGAGCAUAGGGGAUUCAAGGACCUCCAGGGCUCUGUGAAAGCAGCAGAGACACCCAGGAAUCCUGAGGGGUCUCUCCAUAGGCAUUUGUCAUUUUCUUCCAGUCUCAGACCAGAAUCCUGGAACUCCCUCAAAACCGGUGAAAAGAAGGAUGCUCGUGAAGUUGGUCCUGGGGAGAAAAACCAUGAUGAUGCAAAUAAUCUCAACAAUCAAGUUGAUUUCUCUGUUGAUGUCCAGCAAAGGGCAAAACAUAGACCAGUGUCUGCCAUUUUUCUGGAAUCGUUACGUGAUCAAAAGCAUCACACUGCGGAAGCUUCCGAGGAAAAAUCUCCUACGGAGAAAUCCGGGGUUAGAAAACCAAGGCCUUUAUCCAUGGACCUGACAGCUAAAUUUGAACAUAAAGAUCUUUCUUCUUGCAAGAAGGCUGGUUCAUCUCACGAAAGCAAGGAGAAUGUAUCCAUAAUUGCUUUUACUGAUGUGGGUAGUCAUGAUCAGUCUGAAACGGGGCCAAAACAUGAAGAAAUUGAAUUUAAUAAAAGCAGUUCCUCUAAAACAAAUCUGAAAUGCAGUAGUCAGGACAUUGGCAUUCUAAAUAAUGGGAAAUACACCUGGGAAACUAAACUUAAAUCUAAAAGUGAACAAAUUGAGACAAAGCCAGAAAUAAUUAUUAACUUGCAUGGUCCUGAAAGAAGCCCUGAAACAACCAAUGAAAGCAGAACUAAUAAGGGAGGGAAAAAACCAGACCAGAAGGAAACGUACACACUCCUGGGCUGUGAAAGUCCUGCAGCUUCCUCGGAAAAAGAGAAUAAUAUCUUAAGAGGUAGUGUUAAAAAACACAUCAGUUUGUUUACUUUGGAAAAUCCCAGUGCCACAGUGGAUACAGAGCUUCUCCCAGCAAAUGCUGAGAAGGAAAAUAGGUGUGUGACCAUCCAGCAGAGGAUCAAGGAGCUGACAACAGAAAAUCCUGAUGUGAAGGGAGGAAAUCUGCGCCGGUCACUGCAGUCACGGCCGCUCUCUGCAGACUUAACCAAGAUGUUUUCAAGUCCAACAUCAGGGGCUGAAACAAAGCCUGAGAAACCUGGGGAGGCUGGAGCUGACUCUAUCCAUGACCUACAGGAAAAUCCAAAAAGCAAGGAGCUAAAGCUCACCCAUGGCACAGAUUCCACCGAGGCAUUUGCUCCUGGGAAGCCUUGGAAAUCCCGGCAGGUUUUAAAGAUAACCAAUAAACCUGAUCAGCUGGAGAGGAAAGGAAGCUUCCUGGGAGACAGUCAGCAUUUCUCACAGCAGAGUGAGAGUUCUGUCUCAUUCACGAGCAACUUUGAAAAGAAAUUAAACCCAGCUCUUUUGGAAAAGCCCUUCAUUAAAACCGUCCGGGCCACCCUGUUUGAGCACAAUGUGCAGAAGCACAACGUUGUUGCUGAGCAUUCUGGGGCUGAUCCUGCACCAAAAAAGAACCAGGAGCCCGAGGCAAAGCAGGACCUGGUGGUUUCGGGGCACAGACGCUCGUGGGUAGGAGAAGGGGAGGAAAGCACCACUGCAAAGGAGCAUCACAAGCAGCCUGAUCCAUCAAAGCCUCCAGCACUUGUAGAGAAAAGUCCAAAACCAGCUUCUUCAAGUGAAGACAAGAAAAUCAGUCCAGGGAUUGUCUUAGAAAAAUCCUUGGUUGAAAAAAGUGAGAAACCCGCUCCCAAAACUGCAGAAGAUUCUCAAAUUUACCAAAGAAUAGAGCCCAGGUAUGAAAUCUUUCAGACAUGUGGUGAAAGAGCUCUUAGUGAAGCCGUCACAAUGGCUCCUGAGAAAAAGGCCAUGACACUCAGAACUAGAAAAUCAUCUGUGAAAGAGAAUAAAACUGAUGAGGACAUUGUACCUACAGGGCAAUCUGUUAAGGCAAGUAGUCACACUCUUUACUUGAAAGAAGAUAAUAUUUCUUCAGAAGCCAGAGAGGCAAAAGUUCUCACAAGCAAGGUUGUGUUGAGAGAACCUGCAGGUUUUCUCUCCAGUGAAUGCACUUUACCUGAACAGAAAAGAGACUCUGAUAAAACUGAUCCUGAGCCACUGUUUAUAGCUGAGAAAAUACCUUAUUCCACAAACAAAAGUAAAGGUUUGGGAAUGAGUGAAAAAGUCAGCAAGCUACAUGCUGAAAUUAAAGGUGAUAAGAGUGAAGUCUCUUCUGUAGAGAAAUCAGAGAGGAUUAAUGUUGUGAAAUGCUCUUCUGAGAAAAGGAGUUUCAGGGCAGGUGGGACAGACAUCCAUGAAUUCCGAACCAACUUGGAUCGUGAAGUGAUUUCCACCAGUGGCAAUAAACAAGGGGCUCAGGCUUCAGUGCUUGCAAGUGGGCAAUAUUUUAAAUCUUCCAGUAGCAACCCCUCUGAUACAAAAGGUCUGAAUGUUACUAAAGAGGAGUCUGGGGCCUUUGGGUUGAGGAAAAGUCUGGACUUAAAUUGCAAAGAGCAAGAGUUUAGCUUGGCUUGUGCAACUCCUGAAAACAAUGAGAAACUCCAAGGAGCAGAUCCAGAAGAGAAAGUCAGGAGAAGCAGAAGUAGUGUUUCUGACUUGAAGAUUUCUGAAAGGUGGAGGAGGAGGACCUUGCCCCAUGAGUCACUCAAGGUGGAAGAAGUUGUGUGGCUCACUCCUGAAAAUAUCAAGAAGCUGAGCCGGACAGAUUCAUUGCAAUUGAAUGAAAAUUUACUUAAAAAGAGAGGCAAAAAUAUCAAAGGUGGAGUGGAAGGGAGUGAGGCUAACCAAGCUGUUCUUGGCAGUCCUGAUGAUUACAUGAAACAUCAGAGUUCUGUCUUUGAGCCAAAGGCAACUUAUUUUGCAGUGACUUAUCAGAUUCCUGGUAUCAAAAAAGAGAAAAGCUUUGUUGGUGCUCCCAGUGCAAGUGAAAUUAAUACGGUUUCCAGUUCAAGUGAGGCAGCAGCAAUUAAUCUGGACCCUGUUUUUCCUGGAAGGUCCAAGCCUUUAUUGCAGCAACCAAAUAAAAAUGUGACAAGUUCAACUUGUAGAGAAGACUCUUGGGAAGUGCGUAUUAGCAAGGAUUGGGUCAAAGAAGUUGAGAAAGAUGCAGUUUUCUCCAAAAAUGUUGCAUUUGGUGGUUUUCAUUUGUCUAAGAAAGAUAACCAACAGCAUCAUGAAAAAGGUCUGGAUCAUUCUAAAGAGAAAAUUAUAGAUGUUGAUGCUUUCCUGUUAAAUCAUGAUCUGGAAAAUUCAGCUCAAGCUGCUCUUAAGAGUGGCAGAAGGAAAAUCUCCUCUUACCACGAACCCCGGUCCCCGCCACGUUCCGUGCAGGUGCGCAAGGACAGCGAGCUGGGCCCCCAGAAAAGAAGUGACAAUAAUUCUGAUCUGCCUGGAAGGAAAGCUGAGGAUGGGUACAGGUCCCAAAUUCUCGAUAUCGAUGCGCUUAUGGCAGAAUAUAAAGAAGAAUCAGCAAAGGCCAGUAAAGUUCAGGAGAAGCUCUCUGAAGAUCUCGGCUCUCUGAGCAGGGAGAAAUCCAAGAACAAAAGAAAUGUGUCGGAUAGGAUGACUCUUACCUACAGCUGGAACGAGUGGAAGAGUGCAUCAGACCACUAUUCAGUUAAUAACAAACCAGGUGAACGUGCAGAAGAGCAGCACAGGCCAGAGAAACUAAUCCAAAAUGAAAAGAGCAAAGAGAAACUGGAAUUACGGAGCCCAGAAUUUGAUAAGCAGAAGUCCAAAGACAAAAAGGUCAGCCCUCCUUACUGGGGAAACCCCAGCAGCAUUUUUCCAGAGAAGUUGGUAAACUCACCUGUGGAAUUUGCUAGGAAGAAAACUUUCAUUGUUGAUGAGGGCGAGGAAGUGAACCUGACCUCCAGAAAUCAGGGUGCAAAAUUUGUCAUCGAAAAGGUGCAGCCCAUAAAUGCAGUGAGUACAGAGCAGAGGCUGGAGGUCAAUCUGGCCUCCAAGUUGUCCCUAAAGGCUGAUGAUGGGCUCUUGCAGAAGAAGUUGGUGACAAAAGAACAGAUCUUGGAGGUGUCUCCAGAGGUCGACUGGAGCAGAAACAUAGUGAGGAGCGCUACGCUGAGAAGCAAGGACAGCACAAAUAAAAUGUUUGAGGGCGACUCUUUCAAAAGUAAGAGCGAUUGGAAGGGCUGCAUGUCAGGGUUUGGGACUGUCCCCGCAGAUCUCAGACGAUCCUACUCGGAGAAAUGCCGCCAAGGAAGGGACAGCCUGCCCCUCAUGCAGGAGAUGAGGGCGAGGAAGGACCUGCAUCGAUCCAGGCCAAGCUUCCCCUUGGAAAGUGUGGAUAACUCCUGGAAGCACAAGGUGUCAGCUCAGUCAGAACCACUCUUCCAUGAGGAUAAAAAGGCUCCCAGGAAAGAGUGGAACAAGCAGAGCUCAGACAAAACAGAGGGAACAGACUUUUCCCCACUGUCUACACAGAGGAGCCACCACAUUUUCUACAAGGAGAGAAGAGCAGAUUUUGGGAUGGACCAGCUGAGGCAAUGCUUCUCCAGGCAGCCGCCGGGGGCGAAGGACACGGACACGCUGGUGCAGGAGCCCGACAGCCACUACGGCACCUGGAGCCAGCAGCGGCACAGCGGAGACAGCUUUGUGGGAGAAUCUCCUUCCCUGGACACGGAGGCGGGGUCGGGGCGGAAGCAGCCCGCGGGCAGCCACGCGUCCUCGCUGUCCUCGCAGACAGAGCCUCCCUCCCUGCCUGAGCACCAUGACUUCUCCAAAGAGCCACGGAGCACCAGCCUGGACCGCUCCAGCACGGACAUGGACUCCACGGAUGGCACUGAUCUGCCUCCUCCAGGGGACACGCUCCCCGAGGACAAGAGUUAUUUCUCCUUCAUUGAUCACACAGCUGUCCUGGACUCCAGUGCUCUGAAGACUCGGGUGCAGCUGAGCAAGAAGCGGCGGUGCCGGGCGCCCGCGUCGCACUCGCUGCGCAGGAGCAGAGGGCUGGACCUGGAGAACAGGUUUUCCUUGACAGAAGAACCAGAUAAUGGCUGGAUGUUCAAAGAUUCCACAGAAGAGAAGAAAACUAUGCAACAGGAAGAUUCUGAGGAGGAAGAGAAGAUCCAGCACACUCCGAAGUCAUCUUCUGUGCAAGCCCAGAGACUGCCCGUGUUCCCAGGGAUGGAUCACUCUGUUCUCAAGGCCCAACUGAGGAAAAGACAGGAGUCUGAGAGCACUGGUGACAUCGGCUCUGCUCAGCUCUUCAAAUCCCCCAAAGCACAGCUCGGCACUCCCGGCAGCAGAGUGCUGCCCUCCAGUGUGGAAAAGGAGGACAGGUCAGAAGAAAAGUCUCCUCAGUGGCUGAAGGAGCUGAAAUCAAAGAAGAGACAGAGCCAUUAUGAGAAUCAGGUUUGAAAAGACAGUGAAUCUAACUAGGAGAAGAUAAAGAAGUUUAACAGAAGCCUUAACUCAUCUGAACCUAAACCCCCAUGUCAUGUUGCUGCUGUUUGCUUCCUGCCUCAACUGCUCUGUGCAUGGUGCCUUCCUGUUUUGUGGAGAAAAGCUGCUUCAAUUCAUAGUCAAAUACAAAGCUGUGUCUGUCAGUUGUGGGGACAGUGGCACUUCAGACCUGCCUGCCAGGAGAACCCCCCUGGGUCAUGGGUGGCACUUCAGAAAGUCUUGGAAAACAGAGAUAUCUGGGAGUGCUGUGAUCCAGGGAACUCCCCUCACCGUGGAGCAGACUCUGUAGGUGUUCACCUCUGGGAGAUAUCUGGCUGGGCUUUGUGUUUGUUUAUGAAAAUAAUAAUUUUAAUCAAAUUUAUCUUUUUUUUUCUUUUUUUUUUUUUUGUGAACAAAUAGUAAGCUCCUAUUUAGAAUGAAAUUUGUGGAAGGUGAGAGUGGAAGAACAAAUCAUGUUUACUGCCAUAUUGAAAAAGGAAACUUGAUUAUUUUUUGUAAAAUGUAUUUUUGAUUGGCUUGUAUUUACAUGUGAUCUGCUGACCUGGCAGAUGGAGAUAAUUUUUAGAUGAACAAAAUGUUAACUUUUGUCACUCUUGAAGUGGUGUAUUCUGAAUUUUGUCAGCAUGUGGAAUAAUUGCUUCAUUGGAAUGUCUUUCCUAAAAAGGAUCAAGCAAUAAUGUCAACCAGUUCUCUUUAAAAAAACAAGUAAAAAUAUUGUAAAUACUGUUUUUAUAACAAAAAAGGAAGGGAAGAGGGAGGAUGUUACGCUCAUAUCAGGGUUCCAGUUAAUUGUUGAAUGUCACUUUAAUAGCAGUUCAGAUAGUCCCACUUCAUAUUUUUAUUUGUUAAUCUGUAAAUACCAGGUUUAAGUUUUUAUUUUUAUGCUGAUCUCGUGGGAUAACCUAAAUGUGAUCUUGAGUUUCUCAGCUGAUUUCCUGCCUUUCCUUUGGCAAGACGUGCUGAUAGCGGAGUAGAGACCUCCUGGACCACACGGGUGUUUGGGUAUCCCUAAUUCUCAGAUAUUCCUGUCCCUGGACACUCAUUCUGGAGCACCACCCACCACAGCCAUGGAAGACAGACUCGAUUCUUGCCCCAGAUAAGUGCUCUUCCAGUACCCUUUAAAAGUGCAGUAGCCCAGGGAGGGAGGUGACUCCAGGUGCUCCUCAGGCUCAACCAGGAAAAAGUGGGAGAGGGAAAAGGAGAGUGGAGAGCUCUCCUCACCUGGCAGAGCUCCUUGGGCUGCAUUCCCCACAUCCUGUUGGGGGGCUGCUCUGGAUACAAACCAUAAAGCACCAGCACUUCAGCUCCUUUUCCUUUUUGUCUUUUUUUUCCCCCCCAAUCAGCGUUUUGGGAGCGUGGCUCCCGUGGGGCCUGCCCAGGCCAAUGUCUGUCAGGCUUGGAGCUGCCAAAACCAUGUGCCAAUUCACCUCAUGGAGGAGUCAUUUGGGGGAGGAUUUGCAGUCCCAAUCUGCAGGAAAUAGCAGCAGGAUGGCAGGAGACGAGUUCCAUCUGCACAUCUCUCGCUCCCGGGUUGUAUUCCGGUGGCAGCUCCCUGUGCUCCCUGGAGAUGAGCUGGAGACAUCUGUCUGAUGUAAAAGUCUUUUCCCUGUUGCUUUGCCCUGUUUCUCAUGGGAGCUGUUGCCACUGUUAUUUUGGAAGCCCCUCUGCUCCCCGCAGAGCAGCGAUCCCCAGGAUUCCGAUGGAAUUUUGGGAGGGGCCGUGUCAGUGCAGCCACCACCAUUGAGCAGCUCCUUUUAAAACCUUGCACAGCUUUCUUUCCCUGCCCUUUAGAUGAUGGUGGAAAAGGUGAGUCUUGGCGUGUUUUUUUGGGAUAUAUUCCCGUGGCAGCACCCAAGGGUUCCGUGGGCGUGUCCCAGGUGUGACACUGACCUGGGCCAGCCCGAGCAGCACGUGCAGGUGAGGAGGAUGAUGGUGGCUGCUCCUCCCACGUCCAGAAAUCAGUCCCUGCUCACAGGAACAUUCACACAGGCUGCAUUUUCCACUUCCACAGGUGACAGUGUUGUGUUCCACACAGUUGGAGGAUUUACUGGUUCUUGGUGCAGGCCAGAAAUUCUGUAACUGUUUGUGUUGAGGAAACUGAGGGGAUUGACACGAGGUUUCCACACAGCCCUUGAAUGUGUUUGCAUUUCCACGUCUGCUUGGACAAUGCACUGAAAUUACUGUAUUGAGUAGUUUAACCUACUACUGAGAAAUGUUUAAUGCUUAAAUGUCUAAUUAAAGAGCAUCUUUAGAAUGUUGUUGAAUGGGAAAGUGUUUUUUCUGCUAUUUCUUUAUAUUGUACAUGGAUUAAAUAUCGACUUCUCUUUGGGUUAUCACUCUGUAAUAAAAGACAUAUAAAUAUGUUAUUACUUCUUAAAUGAUAGAACAGACUGUAAUACACUUUAUAUAAUUCUA
Molecule: messenger RNA, 8734 nt
Organism: Lonchura striata (white-rumped munia)
Lineage: Eukaryota; Metazoa; Chordata; Aves; Passeriformes; Estrildidae
Source: RefSeq, a predicted model, not a curated record